UUGAACAGUUGUGUCUUAGCAAACAUGUUGAAUCAAGUGUUUUACAUCAGCUCGGUGAUAUUGAUGCUCUCGCUUGGCAGUCAUGCACUGUCCACGAGGAUCUCAAGGGGGUCGUGCCAGGCGAACAUGACAGCCGUUGGAGACUUGAAUAUGAGACGGUAUGAGGGCAUAUGGUAUCCACAAUUCACGUAUCCAUUAUAUCAUAAAUCACUGCCCAAAUGCGUAAAGUAUAAUGUUACUAAGGACAUAAGUGGUAAAUAUAGAAUUCUAAGAUCGGAUAUCGACAACCAGAGCGGCAAUGUGCGUCGGCGAUCUACAUUGAUACUGAGAGUGAAUCGAAAGGGAGGAAAAUACGCAAUAAGAACUGAUAAUUCACCAGACGGCCUUAAUAUGUAUGUGCUGGACACGGACUAUAGAACAUAUUCAAUUCAGUACGCCUGCAUAGAGCUGGAAGGCAUCUUAAAUAUAGCAUAUGCCGUCAUAAUGACACGCGAGCGGAUGCCGAGCUCCGAAGUUAUUCAGAAGACUGAGAAAGUGGCCGAACUCUCUGGAAUUGAUCAGAAAAAUAUGGUACCCAUUUUACAGGGUGGCUGUCCGAUCGAUGUCUAACAGAUAUUGGCCCAGAAAAGCAUCAUUAAAUACCCUUAACAAAAGAU
This is a messenger RNA of Drosophila arizonae, 656 nucleotides long. RefSeq names its product apolipoprotein D. The record is from RefSeq and is a predicted model, not a curated record. Gene Ontology annotation, biological process: response to reactive oxygen species; lipid metabolic process. Gene Ontology annotation, cellular component: cytoplasm. NCBI's taxonomy places the organism in Eukaryota, Metazoa, Arthropoda, Insecta, Diptera, Drosophilidae.